Molecule: messenger RNA, 222 nt
Organism: Cooperia oncophora
Lineage: Eukaryota; Metazoa; Nematoda; Chromadorea; Rhabditida; Trichostrongylidae
Source: the annotation of a GenBank genome assembly
AUGUGUUGUGAUGGUCUUCUCGAGUUCUUCUCCGGACGAGGAACCGAUCCAUCUCUUAUGUUAGAAGCAUUAUCAAAGCUUGAUCGUGUACGACAAUGGUUUGCCAAGCAAACGUCAUUCCAUUUCUAUGCCUCUUCACUUUUAUUCGUCUAUGAAAAUGAUGUAUCGAAACCACCAACUGUUCAACUGGUCAUGAUUGAUUGUACGGCUAUUACAAAAUAA